AAAGCUGAAAGCGGCAGCAAUCCGCUGCGAACAUGUUGUCAUUCCGAGUUUUACCUGAUUAAUUAGAUAAGCACUGACUGACCAAGCGGAAGAUUUUGAUCAAAUCAGAAACAAUUUCCAUUGCAAAUUCCUUUUCCUUAAUGGCUUAAGACGGGACAUCGGAGGUAGAGAGACCGCCAACCGCCUCUCUUUCCAUUGGCUUUCCGUCUAUUGUCUGGCCAAUUCUCCGAUCAGAUGGAUAGUGAAACUGGUAAUCAACACAAGCAAGAACGAUCAAGAACAAGAUGGACAGCAUCCCUUGAUAAGAUAUUUGCAGACUUGGUGGUGAAACAUAUUCAACUUGGAAAUAGACCAAACAAUGUUUUUGAUAAGAAAACUUGGAAUCACAUACGUGAUGAGUUCAAUAAGCAGACAGAUCUAAAUUUCAAUAAUAAUCAAUUGAGAAAACACCUAGACGUACUGCGGACCCGCUUCUAUAAUUUAAAGUCGGCUAUUGUUCAAAAUGACUUUGCAAUGGAGGAUUCUUGCUGCAUUGGAUUUGAUCUGUGUGAUGACGUUGGGUCACAAUCAAGGCCUGAGGCAAUUAAAGUCAAGGACUGUCCCAUAUAUGAGCAGUUAUGCACAAUAUUCACAGAUACAUCAGCUGAUGGGAAGUAUGCCCAAUCAAGUCACUUUGAAGGGUUGGGAAAAUCUUUUAGAAAUGAUGUUACGGGCUUAAGUUCAAAUCCAGUUGGUGGAUCCUCUCAUCCUGAAAAUCCAUCUUCAUCAAGGCCAGUGCAAGGGAACUCUUUAACAGCAGAUAGGAUAGUUAGGAAUAUAUCAGAGAGGAAAAGGAAACGGGCUUGUGAGACACAGCCUUCUUCAGAGCAGAAUAAGAAGGAUCAAGAAAUAAAUGAAGCUAUGGCAGAAGCCUUGUUGGAGAUGGUGGCUGCUUCAAGGUGGAGAAAGGCUGCAGCUGCACCAUUGCAAAACCAUAAAAAAUUUACCAUAACUAAUUGUAUUAAAGUUCUGGAUGAGAUAGGAGACAUUGAUCAACAGCUGUACUUUGCCGCUUUGGACCUGUUUGAGGAGCCUAACUUGCGGGAGACCUUUCUCUCUUUGAAAAGUGAUCAGAUAAGGUUGGCUUGGUUGCAAGGGAAGUAUGGUUAAUCCACCAUUAUCUUGCAGGUUAAGGGCAGUUUUUGGCCUUCUAAACCCCGGAGGUGUAAACAUCAUCUUUAGUUACUUCAACUGAGUUUUAGCAAACAUGGUCUUUUACAUCUGGGUUUUAUGAUUCAUCAGGUUUCGCAACACCAGAAACUAGGUGUGUUUAGGCAAUAAAAGUUGUUUAUUGUGAAAGUGAUUCCAAUCCUGAUAACAUCAAAAGAUGAGACGCUGCAUAUUCUGUGGCUCUUUUCCGAGA
Molecule: messenger RNA, 1402 nt
Organism: Hevea brasiliensis (rubber tree)
Lineage: Eukaryota; Viridiplantae; Streptophyta; Magnoliopsida; Malpighiales; Euphorbiaceae
Product: L10-interacting MYB domain-containing protein
Exons: 3
Coding region: 235-1149 (304 amino acids)
Source: RefSeq, a predicted model, not a curated record